Molecule: messenger RNA, 1071 nt
Organism: Choloepus didactylus (southern two-toed sloth)
Lineage: Eukaryota; Metazoa; Chordata; Mammalia; Pilosa; Megalonychidae
Product: F-box only protein 28-like
Exons: 1
Coding region: 1-1071 (356 amino acids)
Biological process (GO): protein polyubiquitination
Molecular function (GO): protein binding
Source: RefSeq, a predicted model, not a curated record
AUGGCGGCGGUAUGGAAGGAAGGCAUGGCUAAGGAAGGAGGCCACGGCCGCGAUGGCGGCUUCCCUUCAGCCCCCGGCCAGCGACAGCCCCCACAGCCAGGGCCCCAGGCACCUCCAGCCCCCGGGCCGGCUCCGGACCAGCAGCCUCCAAACAACACGCUGUUGGCGCUGCCCAUCGUAGCUAUAGAGAACAUCCUCAGCUUUAUGUCCUACGACCAAAUUAGCCAGCUCCGCUUGGUUUGUAGAACAAUGGACUUGAUCUGCCAGAGAAUGUUGAAUCAGGGAUUUCUGAAAGUGGAGCGGUACCAUAGUCUACGCCAGAAACAAGUUAAAGCACAGCUCCCAAGGAGAGAGUCGGAAAGGCGAAACUAUCCAUUAACCCGUCAUGCCGAUAUCCUUGCUGCUGUUGAAACCAGACUAUCACUGUUACAUAUGACUUUCAUGAAGUAUGUGGAACCCAGUCUCUGUUGCUUCAUCCCAGGAAAGGUCAUUGAUGAAAUUUAUCGUGUGUUGAGAUAUGUCAGUUCUACCAGAGCCCCUCAACGAGCUCACGAAGUGCUUAAAGAAUUAAGGGAUGUUUCCUCCAUGGCAAUGGAAUACUUUGAUGAGAAAAUUGCUCCAGUACUAAAGAGGAAAUUACCAGGAUCAGAUGUGAAUGGAAGACUCACGGGCUUUGCUCCAGCCCCAGGACUUUCCGCGGACGUAAGGAGGAUACAGCUGUUCUCCAUGCAAAGCCCUGCAAGGCAAGAGCUCUCCACGCUCCAGCAGCACGUUAAAACAAAUGCUGCUGGUGUGCUUGUUCUCAGGCGUGAGAUUUCUGAGCUUCGCACUAAAAUGCAAGAACAGCAGAAACAACUUCAAGACCAGGACCAGAAACUGCUAGAACAAACCCAGAUCCUAGGUGAACAGAAUGCACGGUUGGCAGAGCUGGAAGGCAAACUGCAAGAGAUGAUGGGGAGUGCGAUAGGAAACUCCUCAGGGUCUGGGCACAACGAGGAGUCUACUCAGAAGAGAAAAAAUACAGAGGAAGUCAUGGACUCUUUUAAGAACCCUAAACGUGUUCGGAAUUGA